ACAUAUCUGAUUCCACCCACUAUCUAAAGUUCUAACCUUUGCAAAAAGUUUCACGAAUAAUCAAAACGACAGCAAAAAAUGGCUUCUCUCUCCGUUUCAAUGGUUCUGCCACUCAGCUCCGCCAGCAAGAACAGGUCAAAGUCAAACCCUGCUCCCCCCGAAGCCUUCUUGAAGAGGAGUGCGGCGAAGAAAUCGUCAGAGGCAGAACCAAAAAAGCUCAACAUGGAAGCGUCUUUGAAGGAAAAAGCAGUGAAGGGUCUGAGCGCUGCUGCAGUAACAUCGGGCAUGGUGAUUCCUGAAGUAGCUCAUGCAGCGGGAUACGACUUCUCUCCUUCGCUCCAAAACUUUCUGCUGAGUAUUGCUGCUGGUGGGGUUGUGCUCGUGGCGAUAUUUGGUGCUGUUAUAGGAGUCGCCAACUUUGAUCCAGUUAAGAGAACUUGAGAUGCUCUUGUAUGGGAACUUUACAUUUUCCUUUGCAUUUUAACAUUUUCUGUUCCUUUUCUGCAACUAUUUAUAUGUCCUACACUCCGUUUACUUUACUUGAAUGAAAUUGCUCAACUUGUUUUCACUAGCUUCUGAAAUUUAUGAACGAUUUCUUUGUCA
Vigna radiata var. radiata (mung bean) is the source of this 603-nucleotide messenger RNA. RefSeq lists its product as uncharacterized. Gene Ontology annotation, biological process: photosynthesis. NCBI's taxonomy places the organism in Eukaryota, Viridiplantae, Streptophyta, Magnoliopsida, Fabales, Fabaceae. The record is from RefSeq and is a predicted model, not a curated record. Gene Ontology annotation, cellular component: membrane; photosystem II. The coding region runs from base 79 to 441 and encodes 120 amino acids. The transcript has a single exon.